AUGGCUGCUCUCAGAAGUACAAAGGGACUCGUUGCUCUAGUCACUGGAGGUGCCUCUGGUCUUGGUAAGGGAACUGCCGAAGUUUUGGCUAAAGCAGGAGCUAGAGUUGCUAUUCUCGAUCUUCCUCAAUCAAAAGGAGCUGAAGUUGCCAAAGAAAUAGGAGCCAUCUUUACUCCAGCUUCAGUCACCAACGAAGACGAAAUUAAGGCAGCUUUCGCAAAAGUGCAAUCGGAAUAUGGACGCCUCGAUGCUCUCGUCAAUUGUGCAGGAAUCGCCUACGCUUUCAAGCUCUACUCCGUUCAGAAGAAGAAGCAUGUUGAUUUCGAGAAAAUUCGUCAGACUAUGGAUGUUAACGUGUUGGGAACUUUCAAUGUCAUUCGUCACGGAGUUGCUCUGAUGGGUGAACACGAAAAAGAUGCAAAUGGACAACGAGGAGUUGUUAUCAAUACGGCCUCUGUUGCAGCAUUUGAUGGACAGACCGGUCAGUCAGCUUAUUCGGCUUCAAAAGGAGCUAUUGUGGGAAUGACGCUUCCAUUGGCUCGUGACUUUGCCGGAGACGGUAUCAGAUUCAACACGAUUGCUCCAGGACUCAUGGACACUCCACUUCUUUCCUCGCUUCCCGAAAAGGUGAAGACAUUCCUAGCUCAACUCAUUCCAAAUCCAUCCCGUCUCGGACAUCCACACGAGUACGGAGCUCUGGUCCAACAUAUUAUUGAAAACCAGUAUUUGAACGGAGAGACAAUCCGAUUCGACGGUGCACUUCGUAUGCCAGCAUAA
Molecule: messenger RNA, 777 nt
Organism: Caenorhabditis remanei
Lineage: Eukaryota; Metazoa; Nematoda; Chromadorea; Rhabditida; Rhabditidae
Exons: 6
Coding region: 1-777 (258 amino acids)
Biological process (GO): estrogen metabolic process; fatty acid metabolic process; androgen metabolic process
Cellular component (GO): mitochondrion
Molecular function (GO): estradiol 17-beta-dehydrogenase [NAD(P)+] activity
Source: RefSeq, a predicted model, not a curated record